Messenger RNA from Geodia barretti, 8878 nucleotides. The record is from the annotation of a GenBank genome assembly. NCBI's taxonomy places the organism in Eukaryota, Metazoa, Porifera, Demospongiae, Tetractinellida, Geodiidae.
GCAGUGAAAGUUCCCUAACCAGCAUUCUUAGCGAUCUUGAGAAGCACUCUCUCGCUUAUUGCAAACGCCGGUCACUUAGUUGCUGUCGCCACCACCAUGAGUACCAUUGUCGAAAUGCCCCUUCCCCACUCCGAGUCGGCCUCGGAAAAGAACUGGCUGCGUGCCCGUCUCACCGAAGACGUUCGCAAGCUCACCUCCGCCGCUGCGCGGCUCCGAAUCCACAAGAGGAAGAAGGAGGGAAAGAAGCAGCUGAAGCAGGAGCUGAACAACGAUGAGCUCCCUGCAGAACGCGAUGAUAAAUCAGAGACCUCCCUCCAUGCGAUCCCGAGCGGCGCCAAGACUCUACCCAACCAGCCCCAACUACCCACCACCACCACCACCACCUCAACGACCUCGCUGAAGACAGUCGCGAAGGUCCCCGACAGACGAUACUCGCUCUCUGACCUGCUCCGCUGCCUCGGGACCUACGUUCAGAAGCACUGCACCCACCUCAGUACCAUCCCCUCAGCCUCCGACGUAGCGAUGUGGGUCCGGUGUGCAGAUCGCGCCCUCCAACUGAACGGGUGGACCGUCAACUGUUUCCUACUGGAAUCGCACGUCGUGUUCACCUACAUGCUCCUGUCCCGCGCCUUCCAGCAGUUCCGCAUCUCAUCGCUCGUGGACGUGAAAGAGCUCGUGCUCAUGUGCCUCUACGUCUCGUACACGUACAAUGCCAACGAAAUCAGCUACCCGCUUCGGCCGUUCCUCGUCAAGCAGGACCGCGUCGGUUUCUGGGAUAAAUGCACGACGCUCUCCCUCUCCGCAUCCUCCUCUAUGCUGAGAAUCAACCGAGACCGCAUGUACUACGAGCACCUUCUCACAAAGCUCAAGGCGGCCACCUCACUGGAGUAAACUCACCAAGAAACUUCUCGUCUCACUUACCCGCUUUUGGAUCCAGCGCACACGGGACAGUGACUCAGAUUCUCGUUGUUUUCUCCACGAACCAGUUUAGUGGGUUUUAGCACAGGCUCAAAAACUUUCAUCAGGUCAUUCAUCCGCUGCUCCUUCUCUCUCAACCCAAUUGAUUGUUACUGUGUGUCAGUGUUCCAUGUACAUGAUUUAUGUUUAUCUUGUGUGUGAUUUUCAGUUGUCUUGUAUUUCAAACGAUGUGUACAGACCAUUCAGGUGUCGUGUGUACACUAACAAAGCCAUAAAUACUUUGAAAAACUGAACUUUGAGAAAAACGAUGGAGCGCAGCGGUACGGUAGCAAUUGAAUGUUAGCGCGCAUUACGGGGACCACGCUCGUGAUUGGUGGGCGCUUAUUACGGCUGUUGUAGCUGUGUCAAGGGAAUAAGGUUGUGGGACGAGCGAGGGAGGGGGUAAAAGAGGAGAAUGUUCUCCAAACUGAAGCAGAAAACUCAGGAGGAGAAAUCUGUUGCGUCUGCCACGGCCAAGAAAGCUCGGGAGCUCCAAAUUACUGAAGAGAAUGAUCCACAGACUCCAGAAACAACUGAGUCACGUGACCCACCACGUGACUCUCAUGUGACUACUGAUUCUGGGGAAGAGCCGCUGGCCCCUAGUGAGCAAACCAGUUCUAAACCGGAACAGCUGGGUCCGACUUUGGCCAGCAGUGACCUUGCCUCAGAAAAAGAACCCACCACUCCACAUUCCGAUGGAUCAAUUGCCACGGCAACUGAUGGGAACAACACAACCCCUGCUCGUCUGCAUCAAACACCUAUUACCACUGCAGACACCGGGCAGACUCCCUCCGACAAUUCGACUACACCCUUUCCCACCCCAAGCCACCUGACCUUCCCUUCACAACACAUGGAACCCACAGAUCCCCAGACCCCCCCAUCAUCUGCGACCCCUUCGUCUGGAAUGUGGGGAAGAUGGAGGAAGAGGGUCGUCGACACGGCAACCAGUUUCCAGUCGUCCCCGGCAACCACCCCGGGACCGACACCCUCGGAGGAGUCACGAAAGGCAUCGUCGCCGGCUCUGGAGCCAGCCACACCCACAUCUGCCCCGCCCGAAGACAUCGGUGACCUCCACUCCCAAUUAGAGAGCACCCCCCACUCGGAGCUGGUUGGUCUGAUGCUGAAACAGAGACAGACAACUCUACGCUACAAGACUCGGUUCCACGAGUUGAUGGAAGCGUACAAGACUUUGGAGUCGGAGUUUCAGAAGUCGCAGGUUGCAGCCGCCGAGACGGAGAAGAAACUGUCGAGGAAAUUGAGGGAGAUGAGUGAAGUCCAAGAACUAAACCAACUGGCUAAAGCUCAGAUGGAAGACACCUUCAGACUAACUCUUGAAGAGAAAGAUGAGAAAAUCAAUGUCGUGCAGACACAGGUAGUCCGUCUGUUGAAGGAGCAACUCAUACAACCACCCAAUCCACAGGCCAAUGAGGCGGCAGAAGCUGGAGAAAACGAAGCGAAGAUUCUGAAAUUGAAAGAAAAGGUAUCAAGUUUGGAAGGCGUACUAGGGAAGUACAAGGAAGGCCUUCGACUGGCCAAAGAAAAGAUUGUCCAUCUCCAACAAGAAAAGCUAAAAGCGUCAAAAGCAAAGGCCACACCAGAAAAGGUCCUCAACUCACCCCCACCACCACCACCUCCUCAACCAGACACUAAUAAAGACAAACCUUCAACGCACAAAGAUGAAACCACUCCCACUCCUCCUCCUCCUCCUCCUCCAGGGCCGAAAACCGAAACUGAACAUUUGCAGAGAGAGACUGAAAACACAAAGUCCGUCGUUCAAAGUCUGAGAGAGGAGCUUGUGGUGAAGGAGGUAGCUCUGAAACAACUCCGGAGUGAGGUGGAGAAGGGGAAAGAGAAUUCGGCAAAGAGAGAGGAAAAACUGCGGCAGAGUCUCGAAAGUCUUGCGGCGAAAAACGAAAAGAUUGUCGCACAAAUUCGCGAGCAGAACUCGGUGCUGCAGGAAAAACACAGAGCAUCGGCGAAGGAGGGCACUCAGUUAAAUGAAGAACUUCAGGAGUUACGGCGAGAGCUUAUGGAGAGGGAAAGGGCUGUAGUUGAAGAGACAGACAGAGGUGAAACGGACCGCGGGAGGCUGGAGAAGGAGAAGGAGGAGAUGCGAAGGGAACUCGAGAGCCAGGUGAAAAGUCUCCAAGAGUCUUUGGAAGCUUUAACAGAGAAGAAUGAAGUACUCGAGUCAGAGAAACGAGGACUGGAAAAGCAAGUAUUGAUUCUCGCAGACAAAGAGAAAGAGCAUGUGGCCAGUUUGGAGAAACAGUUGGUAGAGAAGGAGGAAAAGUUGAAAAAGAAGGAUGAGGAGUUUCACGAGAACGAAAAGAGGUUCGGUUCUAGAGUGAAGGAACUGGAGACAGAAAAGGCAGAGUUCUCCUCACAAGUCGAAUCGCUGAAAAGGGAGAUUGAUGAAGUGAAAGAAAUGCACCAAAAAAUGAUACAAGGGCUGGAGUCCAAGUUGGUCAGUUCAGAGAGAGAGCUGGAGACUGAGAGAGAGAAAUCCUCUGCACUGCAGGUGGCAAAAGAUCAAGAAACGAAACAACUAUCUUCAGAGAAAGAAACACGGUUGGAAGAAAUGGCGGGGAAGAUGAGCGAAUUCAGAGCCAAUCUAUCGGGAAAAGAAGCUGCUAUCACUGCUCUUCGGCGAGAGUUGGAUGCGAGUCGAGAAACUCUAGAGCGUGAGAAAGAGGCGCAGGGAAAGAGAGUCAAAAUGGAGAGACUGACACUCACUGCCACUGCCGAAGAAGCUCAGAGUAGGAUCUUGAUAGAGAUGGAGAAGGCCAGACAAGAGAGCGAAGAGAGACUCAUACUAGCUCGCGAGGAGUUAGCUGAGGAGAGGGAGAGAUCGGAAAAGUUACGGCGGGAGCACUCGACUGCUUUGGAAACGAUAGACAAGUUGACGCGAGCCCACCAACUGGAAGUUGAGUCCUGUAAAACCAGUUGCGAGGAGAGGAUAAACGAGAUUACCCAGAGACACAAACAGGAAUUGGAGUCCGUCAGAACCGCUCUGGAAACCAGGCUACACGAGGUAGAGGGACAGGCGGACGAACAGGUUCGGAAACUAAAACACGAGCAUGAGACUGAAUCGGAGAAGCUUCACGCUCACCUUGAGGAAGUGGAGACGGAAUUGAAAACUGCAGAGGAGAGUGUUGCAAAGCUUGAGUCGGAAGUUUCAGCUGAGAGAGAGAGGGCUGAACUAGCCAGCAGGGAGGUGGCUGGGAAAGCCCAGUCACACCACAAACAAACUCUCGACCAGCUCCGGUCUACCCAUGAGAGAGAGAUUGAGACUGUUAGAAGAGACUAUGAAGCUAAGAUUGAGUCACUCAGAGCAAAUCAUGAGCAGGCCCUUCAGUCACAGCAAGCUAAUCAUGAGCAGGCUCUUCAAACAGAGCAAGCUAAUCAUGAGCAGGCUCUUCAAACAGAGCAAGCUAAUCAUGAGCAGGCUCUUCAAUCACAGCAAGCUAAUCAUGAGAGGGCUCUUCAAGAACAGCAGCAAAGCCACCAAAAGGCCUUUCAACUGCAGCAGGAGAACCAUGCGCAAGCUCUCCAAUCGCAACAGGCAACUCACGAACAGGCCCUUCAGUCCCAGCUAGCUGAUCACGAGGCGACCCUGAAAUCACGGGAGGAAAAUCACAAGCAGCGGAUGCAGGAAUUGAACGAAAGCCACAGACUCCAACAGGAGAGUCUCAGAACAGAAAACGCCAGUGAAUUGGAGAGAGUGAGAAGUGAAGUUGCCCAGUCGACUAGAGAACAGACGUCCACUGCUCACGAGGCCGAAGAGAGAUACGCAGCGCUACAGAAACAGCUCGGAGAUCGAGAGGCGGAGUUUCAGCAGAGAAUCGAAGGCUGGGAAGUCGAGAAGAAGACUCUUGAAGAAGGAUUCACCACUGCGAGGGAGCAGCAGUGGUUACAAGAGAAAGAAGGGCUGGAGCGGCGAGUUCAGGAGAGCGAGGACAAGCUUAAAUCGAGCGAGGAGGAGUGGGAGAAGGCUAGAGGCGACCUCGAGAAACGAGUCUCAGAGAUGGAAGCGGUUGGCUCGUCCAGGGAGGCAGAGUGGGAAAGAGAGAGGGACGGAAUGAGAGAGAAACACGAACAAUCCGAGGCUCAAUGGAAGCAAGAAAAAUCGGCUCUCGAGGAGGAAAUUUCACACAGAGAGGAGGGUCUGAGGCAGGAGUUUGAAACGGAGCGGAAAAAAUUUCUGGAUUCUCACGAGGAAAGGGUGAGUAACUUCAAGAAGGUGGUCCAGGGCAAGAUGAAGGCACUUAAGGAUGCCCACGCGACGGAAAUUGCAAAACUUCAGGAGAAGUAUAAACAAGAGAUGGAGGCCAGGGAGAGAGAAUUGGCCGGUCGGGCAGAGGAGGAGAGGAGAGAGAGGGAGAGAAACACGAAGAACUAAAGAGGGAGUUGGAAUCGAAAGAAAACGAAAUCCGUGAGAAAUUAGGAAAAGAGUUGCAGGCACUAAAGACCGAGUUUUCCGGGAGAGAGCGAGAGUGGAUGGAGGAGAAACAGCGACUGGAAAGCUUGCAACUCGUGAGAAGGCAUUCGGGGAGGAGGUGCGGGUGGUGGUGAAGGAAAAAGAAGAACUUCAAACUUCGUUCUCAAAGAGUCACUCGGAGUGGGAGACAGAGAGGGUGGGUCUUGAGCACAGCGUUUCAGAAGCGCAGAAUAAACUAAAGGAAGCUUCUAGGAUAGCGCAAGAGGCUGAAGCUAAGCUGAAAGAAACGGAGACUGGUCACGCUGCUGCUCUGGAAGAGGUGAAGAAGUCGCACAAGGAAAAGACGGCUCAGCUAAAGGCAGUACUGCAGCAGAAACUGAGGACGGUGAAAGAGCACCACAGCAAGGAGAUGGCAUUGCUGCACGAGAAACAGCGCGAGGAACUGACACUAGCAGGGACGGACGCGGCACAGAAAAUGGAGGCCGAAUUUGAACGGAAACUGGCGGAGAGAGUACGGGCUCUGGAAGAGGAACGCCGUGGUGAACUGGAGAGCUUGCGGGAGGAGUACAGGGCCCAGCUGAACUCCAGUCUCGGUGAGCUGAGGGGGAAGGCCGAGGAUCAGAGGGACAAUUCUCGUCUGAAAUCUCUACCCUCCAUGAGCUGAUUGAGGCCGGAAAGGUCAGAGUACAGGAAUUGGAGGGAGAAGGGGCAGCCGCCAAGCAGAAACACCAGAAACUUGUUCAGAGAUACCAAAAGAAGAUCGCAGAAGUCGAGGCUUCUUGGAAGCAGAAAAAUCAGGACGUCGAGUCUAAAUGUGAGGAAGAGAAAGCGGCGAUGAAGGUUCUUUUGGGGCGCAAGUAUCGGCACUGGAAGACGAGAAAAAGUCGCUGGAAGAUGCGGUUUCCAGGCUAAAGGAGGAGAAAGAGAGACUCGAGAAACAACUGGUCGAAAAAGAAUCGCAAUUUGCAUCAGUUUGCGACGAAAAGACUCGACUCGAGUCCGAUUUUGCCCAAAUGAAAAGUGAAAAAGGUUCGCUCGCCGAACAGCUCCACUCCAAAUCGAGAGAGUUUGAAUUGAAGCUGAGUGCCGCCCAAGACACUGGCUCAGAGCUGCAGGAGUCACGAGAGAAAACUGCUCGUUUUGAGGCUCUCCUUUGCGAGAAAGAGGAGGAGGUGCGGGGGUGGAAAGAGAGGGUGGUCGAGAUUGAAAACGAGGCCAAGGCAAAGAAACUGGAGUUCAAGAAGAAAGCAGAGGCAAAGCUUGCGUCUGCAAAGAAAGAGCUGGUCGCGCAGUUUGCAGCGCAGGCCAAGGAAUGGCAGGUGAAAAUUCACGAGGUGGAGCGGGAAAGAGACAAAGCGUUUCUCGAGCGAGACACGUGUCUCAGCCAAGCCGUGGAGCUCAGAACAUUAGUCAACUCUGCGGAAGCACAGGUAGCGAGAAUGAAGUCUGAAGCAGCUUCGCAGAAAGCGUUACUUGACGCUGAGAUCGCAAACUUGAAGCAUUCGAAAGAGAAGAGAGAGAAGGAGGAUUUACAGCGAAGAGAGGAGCAGGAAAAUCAAGAGCAAUCUCUUAGAGCAGAAGUCGAACAGAUGGCGGGAAGGUUAACAGAAGAGCAAGAUAAAUCUAAAACGGUAGCGGAAAGUCUUCACCAUGCGCAAGAGAGCCAGAAGGCCCAUGAAGGUAGACUGUCGGAGAUGGAGGUAAGUGCUGGCAAGAUGGAGAAAGAGAUGGAGCGGCUGAGAGAGACCCUCGCCAACACAGAGAAAGAGAAAGUGGAGGCGGAGGAGGAGAGAGAGAGGGCAAGGAAGGAGAGCGAAGAGACGGUGAAGGCACUCAAAUCUAAAGUGAAAGUCUCCGAGCGAGCAGCCGAGAGAACGGAAAACGAGUGGAAAUCAAAGAUGGAUGAGGUUCUAGUCCGGGCCAACACCGAGCGAAUGACAAUGGUCGAAUCUCACCAGUCAGAGAUUGCUGCACUGAAAACCGAUACGGAAAAGUUACGACAGCAGUUGAGCGAGGUUCAGGGCAGCCACCGAGAACUGGAGAGGGAACUAUCGCAGAUGAGAGAAGAACGAGGAAGGGAGGAGGGAGAGAUGGGGAGACGUGCUCGGGAAAUGGAGCAGAGAGCAAACGAACUCGAAAAACGUUUGAACGAAUCGCAGGUCGAGUUUGACUCGGAGAAAGCCAAGUUGAUUGCUGAUUUGCACAGGAGCGAGGAAGAGAAGAAGGGUGCGUUGGAAAGUGUGCGAGAAUUGGAAACGAAGCUUGUGAGAGUCGAGGGAGACUGUGAGCGAUUGGCGGCAGACGCAGCACGGAGUGAGACGCAUGAGGGGGAGGAGAAGGGGGAGAGGGACAGUGAGAUUGAGGCCCUGCGACGGAGAGUCGACGAACUGACCGGCUCUGCGGCUCAGAUCAUGAGACUGGAGUCAGUGGUUAGGGACCAGCGACAGACCCUUCGUUCACAGGAGUCGGAGCUUCAGAAUCUGAUAGAGGAAAACACGAGGCUACAGUCUCAGGUGAGGGUGGGGCUCCCAACCACGCCCAAUUCCGUGACCACACCCACUAGGAGGGACUCCUACAGUCCUCCGGUUCCAGACACGCCCUCUCGUGAUGUCGUCCUAGAACCCGAGCCACGGGGGGCGGAGUUUGAUGUAGGUCACUGUUCUAUUACAGCAUCAGCAAGUAAUUUUCUCCCCAUUUCCCCUCAUGCAGUAUUUCAAGAACGUUCUAUUUGAGUACAUGAUGGGACGACAGACUAGGCAACUAGUAAAGCCAAUCACGGCACUGGCUAGGUUCUCUGACAAGCAGAAACAACAACUCUUCACAAAAAUAGGGAUUUCUUAACACCACGCCUCCUCUUUAUUUUGCUUUCACCACAUUCUUCUGAAGUUGAAAAAAAAUCAUUUUCUUGUAUCGUACUUCUAUUUCUCAAUCUGUACAAAAUCUAAUUCUGAAUAGUUUAACGCUGUUGUCAUGGCUACAAGAUGCCAAAACACUACCGCUUUCGGGUUGUCCGUCUUCAGUUCUGUUAUGCGGUUUCCACGACAACUGUUUCACGGUUGCCGUGUGACAGAUGCUGGGGGGGGAGAAAGAAGCAGUCAAAACAGACAGUUUCAGAGUCAACAAUCCCACAGUUACCUGGGGUCCAGUGAGAGGGCCAGGUUCCAUUCCAUGGUGCCCAGACUGCAGGAGUAGAGGAGUAUGUGUCCUGAUUCCAAACCAACUGACAGUACGUGUCUGCUGUCACGUGUGGGGAGGGGCGAAAAAUCCAGUGCCGUCACAGAAUGCUGGAACUCCAGCGGGGGACUCUGUACUGACCACACCUCCUCACUCUCUCCACGUUUCCAUAGCAACACCUGUCAGAUAAACAAUGAAUCACUGGCCUGGUCACAUGACUGUCACCUGACCUUCUUGUCCCUGGAGCCAGUAGCGAAGCAGGAAUCAUCGUGGGCCCAAGAUGCGGUCCAGAUCACUCUGCUGUGU